Messenger RNA from Parastagonospora nodorum SN15, 1914 nucleotides. RefSeq lists its product as hypothetical. Bases 1 to 1914 code for a protein of 637 amino acids. The record is from RefSeq and is a predicted model, not a curated record. The transcript has a single exon. NCBI's taxonomy places the organism in Eukaryota, Fungi, Ascomycota, Dothideomycetes, Pleosporales, Phaeosphaeriaceae. Gene Ontology annotation, biological process: carbohydrate metabolic process; N-glycan processing. Gene Ontology annotation, molecular function: mannosyl-oligosaccharide 1,2-alpha-mannosidase activity; calcium ion binding. Gene Ontology annotation, cellular component: Golgi membrane; endoplasmic reticulum.
AUGGGCAAGAUCAAAGUCGGCGGCGGCGGGCGACCCUACCAAGCAAUGUCGAGACAGCACAAACGAACCCUCACAUGGCUCCUGCUUGGGACCAUCGCGUUCGGCGCAUACUACAUGUGGUCGGCAUAUCCAGACCGGCUUGCCGUACCCUUCGCAUCGCACGAGACAUAUAUGAACACUCGACAAGCUCAAAGUCCGCUCAAAUCACAGCAGUCCUAUGACUGGAGACAGGCGCCCUUUAUCAACAAGAUCAAAGAGUACAUACCGCUGCCGCAGCAACCCGUUCGAAACCUCCCGCAAGUGCAGGCCGACUUCCCUCCCGAGACAAGGUCACAAAGACGGUGGAGAGAAGAGCGGAGAGUAGCUGUCCGGGAUGAGUUUCAGCGCUCAUGGGAGAGCUACAGAGAGUUCGCAUUUGGAUUGGACGAGCUCCUGCCGGCCACGGGUGGAAGCGUAAAUACAUUUGGCGGCUGGGGCGCCACGUUGGUCGACUCGCUCGACACGUUAUGGAUAAUGGGCUUCAAGGACUACUUCUACGAGGCUGUAGAGGCGGUGGCUGUGAUUGACUUUGGCAAGUCAGACAUGGAAAGCAUCAGCGUCUUCGAAACCACCAUCAGGUACCUGGGCGGCCUCCUCAGCGCAUACGAUCUGAGCCAGGAGCCGGUGCUGCUGGAGAAGGCUAUCCAGCUGGGAGAAAUGCUGUACAGAGCUUUCGAUACCACGAAUCAUACCCCACUCGGCGGCUUGAAUAUCGAAGAUGCCAAGAACACUCAUCGCUCUGAGUUUCCGGCUGAUAUGAACCUUUGCUUUGCAUGUCUUGGUUCUCUCACCGUGGAGUUCACGCGCCUGGCGCAAAUCACAGAAAAUAAAAAGUACUAUGAUAUCGUAGCGAGGAUCAGCAAGAUGAUGCGCCAUGCACAAGACACCACCCAAAUGCCAGGGCUGUGGCCCACGACCAUCAACGCUGCGAAAGAAGACUUCAACUCAUCACGUUACUUCUCCAUUGGAGCACUCGCAGACUCGACAUACGAGUACUUUCCCAAGAUGCACGCGCUCUUGGGCGGCGUAGAACCAAUCUACGAGAAACUGUACAAAGACUCUGCCGCCAUGAUUGACAAGCACAUGCUCUUUCGCGCCUCAAUCCCAGACGAGAAACUCGGCGCCGACCUGCUCUUCUCCGGCGACGUGUACUCUCCCAGUCAGGGCGAAGCGAAACUGAACACCGAUCUCCAGCAUCUAACGUGCUUCAUCGGCGGCAUGUUCGCUCUCGGCGGGCGUCUCUUCCAAGACGAGCACCACGUUGACCUCGGCGCCAAACUAACAAAAGGAUGUAUAUACACCUACGCCGCCUUUCCAACCGGCAUCAUGCCCGAGACCUUCUCCAUGAUGCCCUGCGACAGCCGCUCUUCCUGCCCCUUCAAUCACACCCAAUGGACCGAAGAGAAGCACGAGACGUGCACUUCACCCGCCACAGACGAUACCACUUCCGAGACGAAGCAAUGCCGCAUUCCCCCAGGCUUCAUCGGCAUAUCCGACCCCCGCUACCUGCUCAGACCAGAAGCGAUCGAAUCUGUAUUCAUCAUGUACCGCAUCACUGCCGACCGCGCAUAUCUGCAUCAUGCAUGGGACAUGUUUAUAUCGAUCGUCACCGCAUCUCGCACGCCGUUUGCAAAUGGCCAGGUGCGUGACGUCACAUUCAUCCCACCGACGAUGCCGGGCAAUAAGGUCCCUGGUGUCCGCGGCCAGAUGCGCACGCGCGAAGACAAUGUGGAAGAUAAAAUGGAGAGUUUUUGGACCGCGGAGACGCUCAAGUACUUUUAUCUGGUGUUCAGUCGCGAGGAUAUGAUUAAUUUGGACGAGUGGGUGUUUAAUACGGAGGCGCAUCCGUUAAGGCGGCCGACGGUUGGGGACUGA